UGAUUAUAAAUUAAUUGUAAUAAUAAUAAUUAAUAAUUAAUAUAAAAAUAUUAUUAGAAAAUAAAAAUUUUUUAAUUACUAUUUAAAAUAUAUAUAUAGUAGGUGUAUAUAUAUGUAUGUAUUUUUGUGUGUUUGUGUCGAAAAUACGAUAUUUUGAAGGUGGAGGGGGUUUUUUUUUUUUUUUUUUUUGUAUUAUUAUAAAAAUUCAUAAAAAUUACAAUAAUAUUUUGUUAUAAAAAGUUUUACUUUUUAACAAAAUAUCAUCAUUCGAAGAAGAAUAUCGGCCUGAUAGGCCCAUGGUGCAAAAAGCAUCAUCAACAGAUGCCCCAUCAGUUUCUGCUGGGGCACAUCAUCAUCGUGAAUCAACUUCACGUUUUGGUAUUGGUGGUUAUUCAUCAUAUCAAGGUGGUUAUAAUAAAUUAUUUACUCAGGGUUCUGCCGAUUCAAAUUACUCACAACCGUCAUCCGAUCUGUCGCUAGACGAGGAAAAAGAAUCGCUUCGGCGAGAAAAAGAACGUCAGGCCUUAAGCCAGUUGGACAAAGCUAGGAAUAAACCAGUGGCGUUUGCAGUACGAACAAAUGUAUCAUAUGAUGGCACAAUUGACGACGACUCACCAGUGCACGGUAGUGCAGUUUCAUUCGAAGUACGACAAUUUCUUCACAUUAAGGAGAAAUAUGACAAUAAUUGGUGGAUUGGUAGAUUGGUUAAAGAAGGCUGUGAUGUGGGAUUCAUACCCAGCCCCGUUAAGCUAGAACAUAUUCGGAUGCAGGCUUCCGCAAGAUCCACUCGGAUGUAUGCAACAAAAGGAUCAUCCAGCGGAAAUUUGGGUGGUUCAGGAGUACCAGGUGCGGAACCAUCACGAGGUAGCACACCCCCUACACCUGGCGAUGAAUCAGAUUCCAUGGGACCAUCACGACACGGGAAAACACCUUUAGCAACACCACCAACAAAAGAAAAACGAAAACCAUUUUUCAAAAAACAGGAAACAUCAUCACCAUACGACGUUGUACCAUCGAUGCGUCCUGUUGUAUUAGUGGGUCCAAGUUUAAAAGGUUAUGAAGUAACUGAUAUGAUGCAAAAAGCGUUAUUUGAUUUUUUAAAACAUCGCUUCGAGGGUCGUAUUAUUAUAACAAGAGUUAUGGCGGAUAUAUCAUUAGCAAAACGUUCAUUAAUGAAUAAUCCAUCGAAACGUGCCAUUAUGGAAAGAUCAAAUAGUAGAUCAUCUUGUUUAGCUGCUGUUCAAGCUGAAAUCGAAAGAAUAUUUGAAUUGGCUAGAACAUUACAAUUAGUUGUACUCGAUUGUGAUACAAUCAAUCAUCCGUCACAAUUAGCAAAAACUUCAUUAGCGCCAACUAUAGUUUAUUUAAAAAUUAGUAGUAGUAAGGUUUUACAGCGAUUAAUUAAAUCACGUGGAAAAACUCAGGCGAAGCAUUUAUCCGUACAAAUGGUCGCCGCUGAAAAAUUAGCCCAAUGUCCACCGGAAAUGUUCGAUGUUAUAUUAGAUGAGAAUCAAUUGGAAGAUGCCUGUGAACAUAUUGCCGAAUAUUUAGAAUCUUAUUGGAGAGCAACACAUCCACCAGUGAGAACAACACCAUCGAUACCUAGACCAAUGCAAUCAGAAGCUUCACCGUCGGCCGAAACCCGAAUGGGUCCAACUCCACCAGCCGAUAGAGAAAAUAGAGAUAAUAGAGAAAUGAAUAGAGAUAGGGAAAUCGAAACAAAUGCGUAUCCAAAUGAUAGAGAAAGAGAUCGAGAAGUAGAAAAUUCAAGAGAAGAAGAUUAUGUGGAAGCUGUUGAUGAAGAAGGUGCAUCAUAUCACCACAGUCGACGUUCACAAUCUAGUAGACAUGAUAGAGAAAGAGAAAGGGAUCGUGAAAGAGAAAGAAUGGAUUUGCAUAUGGAUAGAAUGGAACGAAUAGAACAUGAAAGAGCAAGAGAACGACAUAGAGAAUUAGAACGUGAACGUGAACGUUUACAUGCACGUGAACGUGAUUUGAUGCAUUACGAUUUAAAUAAUGAUGAUUUAUUAGAUUAUCCAACGGAUUAUGUUCGUGGUCAUUAUCCAUCAUCACAUCAUCGUCGACAUCCAGUUGAUGAUUUUGAUUUAAUGCAUGAUGAUCGUCGUUAUCCAUCAUCGUCGCGACGUGAUGAUGGAUCAUUACCACCAUUAAGUAGAAGACCAGAUCGAGGACCAUCAGACCGUGAUGAAUAUAGUCCACAUAGAGGCGGUGGAAGUAGUAGGAGAGCACUUAAUGCCAUGUAGGAAUCGUGGAUAUAGGGGUGGGAUCAGAUCGAUUAUAAAAUCGAUAAUGAUCGCGGCGUUUAUAAGGGCAAUUACAGUAAGAGUUAUAGAGAUGAAUUUUAUUAAGGAGAAAUUUAUAUUUAUUAAUUUAUACAUUUAUUAUCAUUAAAUUAAUAUAAAAAUUAGAGAACAUUUAAUAUAAAAAAAAAAAAAAUUAUUUGAUUAUCAAAAGAAAAAUUUAUAUAUACAUAUGUACAUAUUUAUGUAUUUUGUAUAUAUAAUAUAAAUAAAUAUAUUAUACAUGAAUUAAAAUAUGUAUCUGUACAUAUAUAAAAAAUUCAAUUUAUUUCGAUUACUUUUUCGUCCAAAAUAAUUGAAUGGCUUUAUCGCUUAACCAAAUUUAAUAAAAUUUAUAUGAGUAUAUAUAUAUAUACAUCACAUGU
Messenger RNA from Condylostylus longicornis, 2686 nucleotides. RefSeq names its product voltage-dependent L-type calcium channel subunit beta-4 (gene Ca-beta). Gene Ontology annotation, cellular component: voltage-gated calcium channel complex. Bases 297 to 2264 code for a protein of 655 amino acids. NCBI's taxonomy places the organism in Eukaryota, Metazoa, Arthropoda, Insecta, Diptera, Dolichopodidae. Gene Ontology annotation, biological process: regulation of voltage-gated calcium channel activity; chemical synaptic transmission; calcium ion transmembrane transport. Gene Ontology annotation, molecular function: protein binding; high voltage-gated calcium channel activity. The record is from RefSeq and is a predicted model, not a curated record. The transcript is spliced from 11 exons.